Pedinophyceae sp. YPF-701 is the source of this 1317-nucleotide messenger RNA. The record is from the annotation of a GenBank genome assembly. NCBI's taxonomy places the organism in Eukaryota, Viridiplantae, Chlorophyta, Pedinophyceae.
AUGCAUCACACGCGCUCGAGUCGCGGCGCGACGAAGGCGAGGACGACUCUCGGGAUGAUGACGGGGUCGGGGUUCGGGCUGUCGGUCGGCGGGGGCACUACGGGGACGGGCUGGCCGGACGUCGUCUUCAGCGAGCCGAUGAAGGAGCUAGUGCAGGAGGGGCGGAAUUUCAAGUACGUCAAGCAGUGCACCGCGUUGCAUCUCGCGCACAAGGGCAUCACCGACCUCGUCGGGUUCGAACCCCUGUGCUACCUCGAGGAGCUCUGGCUGAACAACAACCGGCUGAUCGAGAUCACCGGCCUCGACGAGAACGUCCGAAUCAAGCACCUCUACGCGCACGAGAACCUCAUAUCCACGCUGGAAGGGUCGCUCUCGCGCUUCAAGUUCCUGACCUCGCUGGACGUGUCGAACAACCGGCUGAGGGACCUCGACAACGUCCUGGCGUUCCUCUCGCGCUUCCAGCACCUCGAGAACCUCAACCUGCGCGGCAAUCCGUGCUGCGAGGAGCCGUCGUACCGGCUCAUCGUGCUGUCGCAGAUGCCAUGGCUGACGGUGCUCGACCAGCACGUCGUGACGCAAGGGGAGUUGGCGCGCGCGGAGCGGUUCGUGGGCGGCGCGCGCGGGCUGCCGCUGCUGUCCUUUGGGACGAAGUCGCCCCCGUUCUACGGGUACUGGAACGCCCCGCCGAAGCCGCGCUUGCAGACGGACCUCGAGAAGGCCGCGCGGCGCGUGCGUCGGCGCAUCAAGAAGGAGCUGGCAGAGGCGGAGAAGAAGCUCGCGGACGAGGACCCGCAUCCGCCGGUCGUGGCGCUCGCUGCGCCCCCCGCGCCCCCCGGGUGGCCCGAGUCCGUCAUCCAGCGCUACGAGGCAGACUGGCGGUCAGGGCGCAUGGCCGCCGCAGCGAAGGCCCGCGAGAAGGCGGACGAGAUGGCGCGGCGGCACCUCGCGGCGCAGCGCUCGUCGAUGUCGCUGGCGUCCAGCCGGCGGAGCCUCAUGUCGGGCGCGUCGCAGGGCGGCGGCACCAUGCGAGCACGCAUGGAGGAGGACGAGAGCGAUACGGAGUCGGAGGAGGCGAGGGAGGCCGCUGCGGUGGAGAAGCAGGUCGAAGCGAUGGAGCACGAGUACCGGACACGCGACCUCUACAAAUUCUACACGAUCGAGCGCGAGCAGAUGGAGAACACGGAGCUCCAGUUGACCAAGAAACUGCGAUUCAAGUCUUCCGGCAUCGCGCUGGACAAGAAACGAUACGAGAAGUACCUCCGGCGGAAGGCGCUCGACGCCCCGGGGCACGUCGCGAUCAAGUCGGUCGCGCUCUGA